AUGAAACUUUCAAGUUUCGUAACCGUUUUAAUGCUCAAUUGGAUAUUAUGGACAUCUAUUAUUAGUACACCUGAAAAAGGUGUUGAAAAGGAUUAUACGGCAAAGGAUCAUUCGAAAAUAUUAAAUGAUGGGGCUGAAUCUUCAGCCGACCCUCAAAUUCAAAAAUAUAGGGAAACAUUGAAACCAAAAUUAAAAAAUACAGAAAAGGACACAGAUAAUGGAGGAAACAAAGUGUCGAACAAAAGUGAAUAUAUGAAAACGUACCGUCAAAAAAAUAGACAAAGAUUGUCUGAAUAUAAUCGAAAUUACAAAAAAAUUAACAAGGAACAUAUAAACAAAGAAAGGAAUAAAUAUAUGAAAUUUUACCGCCAAAAUAAUAAUGAAAAUAUGAAUAAAAAGAGGAGAAUAUAUUACCAAAAUAACAAAGAAAAGUUGAAUGAAUACAGGCGAAAAUGGCGACAAAAUAAGAAAAACGUUCAAUCUGAUAAUAAUGAAGGAACUUCAUUUGUUAAUCCACAAACUGGUGAUUUUACUAAUUUAGUUAAAUUAUCUAUUGUUUGCGAGGAGGAAGGAAAUCUUUUUAAUCAAGAGAAGAAAGGAUGCAAUAAUGACAAAGAUGGGCAAAAUCAAAUCGAGGUAGAAGAGCCAAAUAAAAUUCUUGACGAUGACACUGCAGAUCUAAAUAAAAAAAUUCAUCCUUUUGAUCUGAACGAGAAGCCUAAAGAUGAAGAAAUGGGAGAUUAUUAA
Messenger RNA from Meloidogyne enterolobii, 747 nucleotides. The record is from the annotation of a GenBank genome assembly. Lineage: Eukaryota; Metazoa; Nematoda; Chromadorea; Rhabditida; Meloidogynidae.